Messenger RNA from Amphiprion ocellaris (clown anemonefish), 2942 nucleotides. RefSeq names its product tyrosinase-like. The record is from RefSeq and is a predicted model, not a curated record. The transcript has 5 exons. Bases 95 to 1729 code for a protein of 544 amino acids. Gene Ontology annotation, molecular function: tyrosinase activity. Lineage: Eukaryota; Metazoa; Chordata; Actinopteri; Pomacentridae. Gene Ontology annotation, biological process: melanin biosynthetic process; pigmentation.
UGAAGAAUUUCCAGCUGAGACUUCAUCACUUGUACUUUCUCACUUUGUGCGUUUUUGGUUCAUUUCACGGUGGCUGCAGUAAAACCUUGCUGUGAUGUGGCCACAGGUAAUAUUUGGUUUCUUCUUUUGUUUGGUACCCAGCCAUCAGCAGUUUCCCCGGCUGUGCGCAACCCAGCAGGCCCUGCGCACCAAGGAGUGCUGCCCGCUUUGGGAAGGAGACGGCUCUGCCUGCGGAGCCAGAUCGGGCCGGGGCUUCUGCGCUAAUGUGGAGGUCUCGGAUCAGCCCGACGGAGCGCAGUACCCGUUCUCCGGCCUGGACGACAGAGAGAGGUGGCCCCUGGUGUUCUACAACCGGACGUGCCAGUGCGCAGGAAACUUUAUGGGGUUCAACUGUGCCGACUGUCAGUUUGGCUACUUUGGGCAGAACUGUAACGAGAGGAGAGAGUCUCUGAGGAGGAACAUCUUCCACCUGUCCAGAUCCGAGAGAAUCAGACUGGUGUCUUACCUGAACUUGGCCAAGCAGACCAUCAGCAGGGACUACGUCGUGGCCACGGGGACCUACAGUGAGAUGGGGAACGGCACGAACCCGAUGUUUGCAGAUGUGUCUGUGUAUGAUGUGUUUGUGUGGAUGCAUUACUACGUGUCUCGGAACGCGCUGCUGGGAGGACCGGGGAACGUGUGGACCGAUGUGGACUUUGCGCACUGGGCGCCUGCGUUCCUCCCCUGGCACCGAGUGUACCUGCUGCACUGGGAGCAUGAGAUCAGGAAGCUGACUGGGGACAUGAGCUUCACCAUCCCCUACUGGGACUGGAGGGAUGCCCAGGCCUGUGAUGUGUGCACGGAUGACCUGAUGGGUGACAGAAACCCGCAGGAUCCCUCACUUCUCAGCCCAGGCUCAGUCUUCUCCUCCUGGAGGGUCCUGUGCUCCCAGGCUGACAACUACAACAUCAGAGGUGUGUUGUGUGACGCCACCGACGAAGGCCCGGUGCGUCGUAACCCUGGAAACCACAAUCGCAACCUGGUUGAACGAUUACCAACUUCAGCAGAGGUGGAUUUCACUCUGAGUUUGACCAACUAUGACACCGGAGCAAUGGACCGCACUGCCAACAUGAGCUUCAGGAACACUCUGGAAGGAUUCGGGGACCCUCAAACCGGGUUAGGGAGCAGUUCUCGUUUGGGCAUGCACGCUGCUCUGCAUGUGUUCAUGAAUGGAUCCAUGUCCUCGGUGCAGGGCUCUGCAAAUGACCCCAUAUUUCUUCUUCACCAUGCUUUUGUUGACAGUAUUUAUGAACAGUGGCUCAGGAGGUACACACCAUCUCCAUCCCAGUACCCAGAGUCUAAUGCUCCUAUAGGGCACAACAGUGAAUACCACAUGGUGCCAUUCCUGCCCCUCCACAGGAACAGAGAAUACUUCAUUUCCAGCAAGGAUCUGGGAUAUGAAUACUCCCACCUGCUAGAUGCCAGUCAGAGACUGGCAGAAUCAAUGCGACCUUAUCUGGAGGAGCUGCAGGAUGUGUGGCCCUGGCUGCUACUUGCAGGGCUUUUUGGAGGAAUUGUGACAAUUGUCCUUGCUGCUGCCGUCCUAGCGGCAAAGCGGCGAUACAGAAGACCCUCUUGGCUGCAAGGGAGGAGUUGGAAAAGUGCACUUGCUCUCCCAGAAAGACAGCCACUUAUCUUGAGCAAUGAAAGCGUGGAAACCAACCACCGUAACUACCAAACAACUAUGUGAAGGUACAGAGUGUGCAGGGCCCACCUGUCUAUGAGGUUUAAUAUCAAAGCACUGUGAAUGAUAUAGCAAAUAAAUGUAUUUAAACUGUAUAAAAAGUGUAAAAAAAUAAAUAAAUGAAUUGCAUGCAGUAACUUUUAAAAUGGAUUUUGAGGCAUGUUAGACUUUGAAAAUGUUCCACCCACAACUUGUCAAAUUCUACCCAUCAGAUCAUUUCAGACAUGGUAUGUGUAGUUGUAGGGUUUGUCAUGGAAAUGUUCCAUGAUGACUUUUCACAUUUAUUCAUCAGGGUUAAUGCGUUUUUAGCUCAUUGCCUUGAAAAUUGGGUUCUGCAGUACAUUGCGUCAGUCACACAUGCAAACCUUUAGAACAAAGAAAUGAUAUACGAAUGUAUCCAAUUGCAGUUGAAGAGUUUAAAAAAAGCUGUUCAGAUAAACUUGCAGAAGCCUUCAGGGACUUUGAUUUUAUUUAUAUGGGAGUUGAUUGAACCAAGUUUUGAUUAACAUUUCAAUUGAUUCACGUUUGUGAUGUGAGACGUGCUUGUAAAAACAAAAAAAAACAAGUGAUAAUGCCUGCGUUUGGAAGUCACGAUCUGCGACGCCAACGGAAUCACGACUUGGUUCAAUAUUCUAGCCUUGGAGCUGCGUAAUAGAGGAAAAAUUCUGACAUUUGUAAAAGCCAUUGCAAUCCCCCAAAGUUGACUUAGUUCAAAAUCUUCACUUGAAAGGUCGCACCUACUUUAAUUCAUGAGAAGUGUUUCAUUUCACAAGGUCCCAGUGGUUGGAGGAGUCUGACAUUAAAAAAGAAUCCUGUUCUGCAUAUGUCUGCGUUCAAAUUCACUGUGGGAUACACACCGUCACACACACAAACACAUACGACCCCAGCUUUAAAAUUUCAACACAAAAGUUUAUUUUUUGGUAAGAUAAAUCGCCUCCCUAAUAGUUGUACUCUUUCGCCAUGUCUCAUUCAGCCAAAUAUAUUUUAUACAUUCUAAGCCUUGACACAUGCUGUCUAGCAUAACAUUAUUAUAAUACAGUACUUUGCUCAAAAUACUUUGUAUUCAGUUGGCAUUCUCAGAUAUUACAGUACAUUCUCAUUAAAACCGCACUAUGUUGAUUUGACAAGAAAUAAGGAGAUAAAUACAGUAUUUGAAAGCAAAAUGUGUACAAAAUAUACAUGAAGUAUAAUGGUGUAAAAAAAAAACUAUUAGAGCAAA